Molecule: messenger RNA, 1347 nt
Organism: Mesorhabditis belari
Lineage: Eukaryota; Metazoa; Nematoda; Chromadorea; Rhabditida; Rhabditidae
Source: the annotation of a GenBank genome assembly
AUGGCCCAUCUGCCAUUAUUUCUCAUUUUCUUGGGCUUUACCUCAGCCGUUCUCAUCCCAAAUCUUCCCAAUCAACCACCCGUCAAAUUCAAACAAUAUUCCGACUAUUACUCAGUGGGAACAAAUGGAAAUCAUCAACUUCAUUAUUGGUUCUUGGAAUCUCAAAACAAUCCCUCCACUGAUCCAGUUUUGUUGUGGCUGACUGGUGGACCCGGUUGCUCAGGUUUCUCGGCGGUUUUCGGCGAAUGGGGACCUUUCACAGUAAACGGUGACGGCGCAUCACUCUCGCUAAACCCGUACAGCUGGAACAGAAACGCUUCAAUGCUGGUGUUCGAGUCACCGGCCGGUGUCGGCUAUUCCUACUCAAAGGAUGGAAAUGUUCGAACAGGAGAUGAUCAGACAGCCUCAGAGAAUUGGGAAGGAUUGAAAGCUUUCUUCACCGAGUUCUCCCAAUAUCAAAAGAAUGAUUUCUAUAUCACGGGAGAGUCGUACGGCGGAGUUUAUGUGCCAACGUUGGCUCAAACGAUUCUCGAUCGGCAAAGCCAAUUUCAAAUCAAUAUUAAGGGUUUUGCAAUUGGAAACGGUCUUGUUUCUGCUGACACUGAUACGGAUGGACUUGUUCAAUUCACGCACAAGCAUGGAUUAAUUGAUCAACUGCAAUAUCAAAAGGCGCAAACGCAAUGCUGCACAAAUGGGAAUAUGGACGAUUGCCCGUUUCAUAACAUGAAUGGUUUUGAUUUCUGUGGCUCUUUCGUAAACAACGCUGUAAAUAUGGCAUGGCGAGGUGGCUUGAAUCCGUACAAUAUGUACGGUGAUUGUGUCAAUUCGGCCCUCGCUCAGCAAUACCAAAUCGAUUUGAGGAGGAAAUUCGGCCCUGUCGAUGGGGUGCAACCGCAUCAGUUGAGCACCCCACCGUGCGUAAACGAGUCAGCUGUGACGGUUUACAUGAAUCGUCGUGAUGUGCGAGUGGCUUUCGCGGUGCCCGGCCUCUUGGGAGCGUGGAGUAUUUGCAGUGACCAAGUUUCGCAAGAGUAUCGCCGUCAAUAUGACAACGUCUCGUCGCAAGUCAAAAAUGCGCUCAGCGCCGGGCUCAAGGUGAUGCUUUACUAUGGAGACAUCGAUAUGGCGUGCAAUUUCAUGGGCGGUCAAAAGUUCACCGCCGGACUUGGAUUAACGCAAGUGGCUGCCAAGCGAUCCUAUCACGUCGGUGGUCAAGUGGCCGGUUUUAUCACCGAUUGGGGACAGUUGAAAUUCGUCACGGUGAAGGGAGCCGGCCAUCUCGUUCCCGGUGACAAACCCGUCACCGCCGCCUAUAUUCUCGACGCGUUUAUCAACAACAAGAAAUUC